AAUUGAAGACAUUCUCACACAAAGAUUUUGACACUAGCACGAUAAUUUCCUAAGUAAAUUCACGUUAGUCACGAUCUUGACCCAGAAAGCGUGUCGUACUUCUGCGCAUCACGUUAUGAAGCUCAAAAAGAACGACCAAAAUUCUCUUUUGUAUUUCCCGGGCUUGUUAUUAUAUUGGACGGCCUCUACUUGUUUGAGACGCAGUUGGAGCAUAAGAGGAAAGGACAAAGCCUAUAACAGAGAAACAACCCUGAAAUUUCUCAAUAAACUCAUCACUAAAGUGUUUUUUUUUUCAAUUGCUGGCCUUGGAUGGUUAGAAAACCAGCAAAGCAUGCCUUCAAAUAUGAUUGCACACCUUUUACGUUUUCCCACUUCGUGGCUCUUUGUUAGCCCUUAGUUUUUAAAAGAUCAACUCUCUGCCGCAUCGGUACUUUGUCGUCACUUGUUACCUGACCACUAACCACAGUGUUCCAUCUCUUCACUUUCCCUGAUUUCGACCUAUGUUUCAGUUACAAUUGCAUCUUCAGUGGAUUUUAACAAAAUUACAUUACAAUUGACUUUGACACAAUGCAGAAAGACAUCGAAGAUUUCAAAGUUUUCGUUUCUUCUCAUCGGUGCGUGAGUGAAACAAACAGCGAUCCAAGUGGGGGUGUUUCUCGUGGUCACGCAGUUCUCGUCCGGAAGGCGACGAAAAGCUAUGGCGUUGGAAGAAGUCGAUCUACCAUACUCGAUGGACUUGACAUGACCGUUAAGAAAGGCAGCAUAUACGGAUUGCUUGGAGCCAGCGGAUGCGGGAAGACCACCCUGUUGAGCUGCCUUGUUGGUCGUCGUAGUUUAAACAGUGGAGAGAUCCUGGUCCUUGGUCACGAGCCAGGCACUACGGAAAGCGGAGUGCCCGGUCCGCGAGUUGGUUACAUGCCACAAGAACUGGCUUUGUACGGAGACUUCACCAUCAAAGAGACGCUUCAGUACUUUGGACGGAUUUACAACCUACAGCCGUCGUUUGUCGAUUCACAGUUGGAGUUUCUUUCAAAUCUGCUCGAUCUUCCACCGAGCAUUCGUUACGUUAAGACGCUGAGCGGCGGCCAACAGCGACGAGUCUCGUUCGCAGUGGCUUUGUUCCACGAGCCUGAAUUGCUGAUCCUGGACGAGCCAACUGUUGGAGUCGAUCCUUUACUUAGACGCAGCAUUUGGAAUCAUCUAAUCCGCCAGAGUGUCGAUCACGGAAGGACUGUUAUUGUAACAACCCAUUACAUCGAAGAGGCCCGAGAAGCUCACACGAUUGGAAUGAUGCGGUCUGGUCGAUUACUAGCCGAAGAAUCGCCCAAGAAUCUUUUAAGGGAUUCAAGACGACCUUCGUUAGAAGACGCGUUCUUAAAGCUGUGCAUGGAUGAGAUUAACGACAGCGAUGAGCAAGCGAAUGUCGAUGGUCAGGUAUCAGCAACGGUGCAGCAAAUCCCUGAAGACUGUGGCAACAUAACAAGUGACAACAAUUUCAGUCAAGUCGACAUUCAUGAAUCGGAUGCUGUGCAUGUCCGUCACACGAAUUUGCACGCACCUCUUGCUCUGGCUGAUAUUUCUAAUGCUCUGUCACAUCUUGUGAUUCCAAAUAAGGCAGCGAAGAUGAAACGUAAAAAUCAUACAACAAACGUAGCCUUACCGUCUCUGCAACGACUUGGCGCACUCAUACGCAAAAAUUACUUGAUGACUUUUCGCAAUAUCGGGAUAUUUGUCUUCAUUUACCUGAUCCCUGCUUUCCAAGCAAUCGUUUUCAAUGUGACACUAGGGCAUGAACCGACUGGCCUUAAAAUUGCUAUUGUCAAUGAUGAACUGAGCUCAGGUGACACCUGUAAUUAUACGACAGCGUGUUCGUACUCGAUGCUCAGCUGUCGAUAUCUUCGGUACAUUAAAAGCAAUAUCAUACAGAUGCCGUACGGAAGUAUAUCGGAUGCGUUGGAAGCAGGUAAAAAUGGACAAGUGUGGGGCGUGAUCCACUUUGGACAUAAUUUCACGCAGGAGUUUGAAAUCCGGCAAUCGGUCGGUGAUUCAGCAAGCUUAGAAAACAUCAUCCGCAGUAGAAUCAGCGUAAACAUGGAUUCUUCUAACCAACAGAUUGACAUUUUUAUUGAAAAAUGGCUUUUGGAAGCGUUUGGAGAUUUCUUCAAAGACUUCAUGAAAGCGUGCCAAUACGAACCGGAAGCGGGUUACAUCCCCGUUGUGUUCCUCGAUCCGGUUUAUGGUGAGAAAGACACUCCAUUCACUGAAUUUAUGGCUCCUGGUCUUAUUAUCUCGAUCGUAUAUUUUAUGGCCGUUUCGCUGACCGCUGGCGUUUUUGUUUCUGAAAGAAAACAAGGUCUUCUCGAUCGUUGUUUAGUGGCUGGUGUGACGAUGACAGAAAUUUUGAUUGGACAACUAGUUAACCAAUUCUCGAUAUUAAUCGGUCAAACUACCCUGGUCUUCCUGUGCAUGUUGCUCGCGUUCAACAUUCCCUGUCACGGCAAUUUGGCCCUGGCCGUAUUCAUUACUUUUCUUCAGGGCUUUGUGGGAAUGUGUUUCGGCCUGCUUAUAGCCACUCUGUGCGAUAAUGAAAACAGUGCGCUGUUACUAUCGCAAGCCAGUUUUCUACCGUUCACAGUUAUCAGUGGGGUUUGCUGGCCAAUCGAAGGUAUGCCACCUUACCUUCGAAAUAUCGCUUACUCGAUGCCACUGACGUACGCCAUCGAAUCUUUGAGAUGUGUUUUCGCCCGCGGAUGGGGCAUCGAUCGACGCGAUGUCUACGUGGGAAUCCUCAUUAGUAUGGCCUGGAUCCUGGGUUUGUUAAUUUUAUGCCUCGUUGUUAUACGUGUCCGUAAGUACGCCAGGUAAACGUAAAUCGUGAGGUUGGAUUUUUGGUUUCCGUUGUGGACGAGCACAUGGAAGGUUGAGCAUAGGUUGCCGUUCAUCAAGGGUCAUGUGAUUGGGUGGCUGGAAUUGCAGCUGCAUAUUGGAGUACUUAUUUAAG
Daphnia carinata is the source of this 3001-nucleotide messenger RNA. RefSeq names its product ABC transporter G family member 20-like. NCBI's taxonomy places the organism in Eukaryota, Metazoa, Arthropoda, Branchiopoda, Diplostraca, Daphniidae. Gene Ontology annotation, cellular component: membrane; ATP-binding cassette (ABC) transporter complex. Gene Ontology annotation, biological process: transmembrane transport. Gene Ontology annotation, molecular function: ATP hydrolysis activity; ABC-type transporter activity; ATP binding. The transcript is spliced from 12 exons. The record is from RefSeq and is a predicted model, not a curated record. The coding region runs from base 568 to 2865 and encodes 765 amino acids.